AAAAAACCUAAAUCUGAGUUGCACAGCCCACACUGGCUGAGCAAAAAAGAAUUUCCAGAACAAGCUAAAAAGUCUACAAAAGGCUUAGUAGCUUAGCAGCUUAGCAAACUUAGCAGAUGCUGAGCGUGUGGAACCGCACGACAUCCAAAAGCCUAAAUUACGGCCUCCGAUUUUUUCACAUCUUUUUCCUUCUCAUUUCAUUCAAAGACUUUUGAUAAAACAAUGAGUUCCUCCUAUACCAAUGACAUCCCCGAAGUUGACACCGGUAUCGGCACAGCCGGCAUGCAACCUACUUACGCAAGAGAACUUCCUCUAGGUGAUGAUAUCCCUCACGGAUUUUACGGAGGCAUGAUGAACGCGAUCGGCGAAUGCUUGGGAUUCUUCGGUUCGUUUCCUUGCUGUAUCUGCUUUCCUAAUCCAUACAAGCGUGUCAAACAAGGCAAAGUCGGACUUGUCUCACGAUUUGGUAAAUUCUACAAGUGCGUCGAUCCUGGACUUGUCAAGGUUAAUCCAGUGACCGAAAGUAUCACCAAAGUCGACAUUACUAUCCAGAUCACAGAAAUCCCGAAACAAGAUAUCAUUACCAAGGAUAAUGUCAGUAUCGCCAUCGAAUCGGUUCUGUAUUGGCACGUGAUCGAUCCUUAUGAAACCGUCUACGGUGUAGCCAAUGUUCAUCAUGCACUUAUUGAACGAGCCAGCACCACACUUCGCGAUGUUUGUGGUGGUCAUUCCUUGCAAGAUCUGAUUGAAAAUCGAGAAGCCAUUUCGAAUGAGAUUCAGGAAGUCAUUGAUGCCCCUGCUAAAGCAUGGGGUGUAAAGAUUGAAUCUAUUCUGGUCAAGGACGUUCACUUCUCCAGGCAAUUGCAGGAGUCACUGUCGUCCGCUGCACAGGCCAAGCGACUGGGUGAAUCACGUGUAAUUACUGCAAAGGCUGAAGUCGAGUCGGCCAAAUUGAUGCGCGACGCGGCCAAUAUUCUCAACACACCGGCAGCAAUGCAAAUCCGUUAUCUCGAAACAUUAACAGCCAUGAGUCGUAACGGUCAAGGUCCCAAAACCAUCUUUAUGCCAUUGCCAAAUUCGGGCGGUAACUUUGGAGGAAAAGAGUAGUUCAAAUCAUUCAGGUCGUAAAAAAACCAUAUCCGCCCAUUUUACGCCUAUAGUUUAAUCGCUUAUUCUAUCUAUGUUCUAUUGUCUUUCCUUUUAAUCUUUAGCUUAUGUUAUUUUUUUCUUUUUAAAUAUCAAGACAAAACAUGUUUAUAAUUCCAAACAAAAAAGCCCUUGCGUAUAAU
This is a messenger RNA of Radiomyces spectabilis, 1289 nucleotides long. RefSeq lists its product as uncharacterized. Gene Ontology annotation, cellular component: plasma membrane. NCBI's taxonomy places the organism in Eukaryota, Fungi, Mucoromycota, Mucoromycetes, Mucorales, Radiomycetaceae. The transcript is spliced from 9 exons. Bases 223 to 1107 code for a protein of 294 amino acids. The record is from RefSeq and is a predicted model, not a curated record.